Brassica napus (rape) is the source of this 2424-nucleotide messenger RNA. RefSeq lists its product as uncharacterized. The transcript is spliced from 5 exons. Gene Ontology annotation, molecular function: DNA helicase activity. The record is from RefSeq and is a predicted model, not a curated record. The coding region runs from base 1 to 2424 and encodes 807 amino acids. Lineage: Eukaryota; Viridiplantae; Streptophyta; Magnoliopsida; Brassicales; Brassicaceae. Gene Ontology annotation, biological process: telomere maintenance; DNA repair.
AUGGAUUAUACUGUGGUGAAUGCUCCCGGACCUUACACUAUACGGAUCCAAGGUCAAACCCAUCAUAGAAUUGGCUCGCUAAUACCGAGACAAGGCCGUCCCCCCGAAUAUCUCCAGCUUUAUAUAUUUGAUACGGGCAACGAAGUCAGAAACCAUUUAAACGCAAUGGGCCAAACCUCAACAGAAGGUAAUCUUGAUGAGACAACCUUGGCGCGCCUCAUCGAGAUGCUUGACGAACAUAACUGUUUAGCGAAGCUUUUCCGACGGGCACGUGACUACUACGAAGGCAGUGGGCAAGAGUUUAAUAUAAGGUUACUCUCAGAUAAAAGGAAAGGUAAGGAAUACGAUCUCCCAAGUACGAGUGAGGUCGCAGGCCUUAUCGUAGGGGAUAUGUCAUCAACAAUUGGAGUACGAGAUAUAGUGGUUCAAUUCCAAUCUGACACUUUGCAGCAGAUACGUGACGACCACCCUCUGUACAUGAGCCUCCAAUAUCUUCUUCUCUUUCCACAUGGUGAGUAUGGAUUUCACCCCGAGAUCUCAUUACAUCUUGAAACAGGCACCUCGAGAACAAGAGAAUAUGGCAAUCCGGAUUUGUUUAUCACCAUGACGGCCAAUCCUAACUGGAAAGAGAUUAAAGAACAUCGUGAGAUAUACGGUGGAGACUCCCCUAAUGAUAGACCGGACAUUGAAUGUCGGGUCUUUAAGAUGAAAACACCGAGUUCGGAAGAAGUAAAUGAGAUUAUUUCAGCCGAGCUCCCAAACAAAGAAGAAGACCCAGAAGCUUAUAAUUUAGUGACAAAACACAUGAUCCAUGGUCCAUGUGGUGUCAUUAAUCCGAAGUCGCCGUGUAUGGAAAAUAAUGUGUGCACAAAGAAGUAUCCUCGGCCUUAUAAUAACAGUACUUCGAUUGACAAAUCAGGGUAUGUGUUAUAUCGUCGCCGCCGGAAUGAAAAUGAGUCUGUGGUUAAAAAUGGGGCACCCCUAAACAACACGUUUGUUGUACCUCAUAACGUUAAACUCCUAAAGAAGUAUGAGGCUCAUAUCAAUGUGGAAUGGUAUAAUCGUACAAGCGCAGUGAAGUACAUAUUCAAGUACAUAACCAAGGGUGUUGACAGAGCAUCCGCAGUUAUUGAAAAAGAAAAUACGACAACUACCUUUGACACAGUGGAUUCAGGAGAACCAAAGGAAAAAGUGAUUAAGCAGCGGAAUGAGAUCCAAGAAUACAUCGAAGCCCGGUAUUUAUCAGCUUGUGAGUCCAUGUGGCGGACCUUCGCAUUUCACAUACACAAAAGAAAGUCGUCCGUUGAGAAGCUCAUCAUUCACUUGGAAGGGGAGCAUAACAUCACCAUUAAAGAAACUGAUAACCUCGGCCGCGUAAUCCGCAAACAGGUAUUGAGAAGACAAUGUUUACUGAAUGAAUGGUAUUAUGCAGAAGAAUAUUUCGUAUGGAGCAACAAUUCCAAAGUCUGGUCUGAACGUAAGAAAGGAAAAACCAUUGGGCGAAUUGUGGCUGUCCAUCCAUCUGCAGGUGAUCGAUACUACCUGAGGAUCCUCAUCAAUAAGAUUAAAGGUCCUAGAAGUUAUGACGAGCUGAAAACUUUCAACGACGUCAAAUACCAUGACUUCAAAUCGGUUUGCCACGCACGAGACUAUUUGGACGAUGAUGUUGAAUGGCUCGAGAGUAUGUCGGAGGGUGCUAGAACAGCCACCCCAUACCAACUCCGCGAUAUGUUUGUCACCUUUCUAAACACUUGCUUCGUUGCAAGCCCCAAAGGAUUAUGUGAGCACUCAUGGAAAUCAAUGAGCGAGGACAUACUUCACAAGAGGCAAAGGAUCUUAGGCCACACAAAUCUGGAACUGGACGAUGAGACCUUUGAGCAAUACACGUUAAUCGAAGUGGAAAAGUUGAUGUGCAUGCAAGACCGUUCUUUAAACGAUAUUAAAGAGAUGCCUAAGAAACGCUUAGACAUGACAGUCAGGGGCACAAGAAAAACAUUCCUCUAUCAAACCAUCAUAUCCAGACUUCGCUCGAGGAAACAAAUUGUUCUCCCAGUUGCUUCUUCAGUAAUAGCCGCAUUGCUACUACCAAACGGAAGAACAGCUCAUUCACGCUUUAAUAUUUCUUUGAAGCUCGACGAAGAUAAGCUCUGCAACAUCAAACCAGGUACGAUGCUCGCUGAACUCAUUGAGAAAACGGACCUCAUAAUCUGGAAUGAGACACCUAUGACGCACAAACAUGCCUUCGAAGCACUUGACAAAACUUUGAAGGACAUACUGUCUAUCAAAAAUCCACACGCAAAGGAUCAAACUUUUGGCGGAAAAACUGUUUUGUUAGGUGGUGAUUUUAGACAGAUCCUUCCGGUAGUUCCACAAGGGAGUAGAGCUGAUACUGUCUCAGCUUCGAUAAGUCAUUCAUAUCUAUGA